Molecule: messenger RNA, 6626 nt
Organism: Acanthochromis polyacanthus (spiny chromis)
Lineage: Eukaryota; Metazoa; Chordata; Actinopteri; Pomacentridae
Product: PEX5-related protein-like
Biological process (GO): protein import into peroxisome matrix, docking
Cellular component (GO): cytosol; peroxisomal membrane
Molecular function (GO): protein binding
Source: RefSeq, a predicted model, not a curated record
GCAGCGGGACAUCGUCGUGCUUUCGCGGGGCUUUCAGUUCCGAGAGGCUCCAGAGAGACACCGAGCGGAUCGUCGCAGUGAAGCCGGCCGGGGCGGACUGCUGGCGGCUGCUGCGUCCCGCUGAGGACGGAUCCGCAGCACCAUGUACCAGGUCCAGGGCACAGGGGAAAGGGUCGUUGCCAUGGUGCUGAAGGAGCUUCCCGGUAAAAAGGCGUCCUCUGAAGGAAACCCCCUCCUCACCGUGACAACCAAGCUUGUCGGGGAGCAGCAGGAGAGUCGCCCCCUGCUGAGCCCCUCCAUCGAUGACUUCCUGUCGGAGAGUCGCAGCGACGCCUCGUCAGUCCGACCAAUCAGCUCCAACGCAGCAGUUCUGACCACAGCGCUGGACCUGGUGGACCUCAGCGAGCCCAGCACCGGGGGCAGCACCAGGGGCAGCAGGAAGAGAAGCCCUCUGAGAAGGAAGGGAAGCUCCAAGAGUCCUCGGCACCGAACGAGAGCCGACGAGACGGAGCUGAUCCAGGUGGAGGUGGAACACCUGUCGAGUCCCAGAACACCUGAGAGGGUCUCACUGGACUCAGUCAGUCUGUCGUCUCCUCUGGACAAAUGGGACGAGGUGAACCUGGAGGUGGAGGACGGCGUUCGAAGGAGGAGAUAUGAGAAGAGAUGCACCUCCCAUCACUCAUCCAGUGAACUGCUGUGGUCUGCAGAGUUUAAAACUGAUCCACGAGCGAAGAAUAACUUCGACAUCCACAGUUUUGAUGAUCUGGACUUCAUAUCUUCAACACAGGACUGUGGGGCGUCCAGACAGCGCCGUCGGACUCGAUCUCUGCUGGCCAAAAACGAAUCUCUGGAGGACGAGUUUGUCAGAGCGAAGGCAGCUGUCGAGUCAGACACAGAGUUCUGGGAUAAGAUGCAGGCUGAGUGGGAGGAGCUGGCUCGGAGGAACUGGCUGGAGGACUCGGAGGAGCAGCGUCCGAUCCCGCCCACCGUCUCACCUGCCGAGAAGGGUUACUACUUUAACACCAACAACCCAUACAGAGACCUGCCCAACGCCUUCACCGAGGGCCAGGACAAAGCCCGGGAGGGAGACCUGAACGCUGCUGUCCUGCUGCUGGAGGCGGCGAUUCUGCAGGACCCCCAGGACUCAGAGGCAUGGCAGAUUCUGGGAAUGACUCAGGCUGAAAACGAGAAUGAGCAGGCCGCCAUCGUGUCGCUGCAGAGGUGUCUGGAGCUCCGCCCCAACAACCUGCCCGCUCUCAUGGCGCUCGCUGUCAGCUUCACCAAUGGCGGCAUGCAGCGGGAGGCAUGCGAUGCCCUGCGCCGCUGGAUCAGCCACAACCCCCGCUACAGACACCUGGUGCAGGAGGGCCGGAGCCCGCUGCAGGGUUCCCCGCUGCGGGGCUCCCCACUGCAGGGUUCUCCACUGCAGGGUUCCCCACUGCAGGGUUCCCCACUGCAGGGUUCCCCGUCCACACCACGCUGGGCCCGCCACGACUCCACCCCGGCCAGGUGUGAGCUGCAGGACGUCCUGCUUCUGUUCCAGGAGGCGGCGCUGUUGAACCUGGACUGUGUGGAUCCGGACCUGCAGACCGGACUGGGAGUUCUGUUCAACCUGAGCUCAGACUUCAACAAGGCGGUGGAGGCGUUCAGUGCAGCGCUGUCGGUCCGACCACAGGACUACCUGCUGUGGAACCGGCUGGGAGCGACGCUGGCCAACGGGAACCGCAGCGAGGAGGCCGUGGAGGCGUACACCAGAGCUCUGGAGCUGCAGCCCGGAUUCAUUCGCUCCAGAUACAACCUGGGAAUCAGCUGCAUCAACCUGGGAGCUCACAGGGAGGCUGUCAGUAACUUCCUCACAGCUCUGAACCAGCAGAGGCGGACUCAGCGCUGCAGCCACCAGCAGAUGUCGGCCAACAUCUGGUCAGCCCUGCGAAUUGCCAUCUCUCUGAUGGACCGACCCGAACUGUUCCAGGCCGUCAACAUCGGGGACCUGGACCUGCUGAUGAGGGCCUUCGACAUGGCUGACGUCUGAGUCCGGGCUUCAGAACCAGCGGACCACAGUGGAGACAAUUUGGUUCAAAACCAAAGACACGAUGAAAAUCCUUUGCAAUAUAACAGCACAACCCUUUAGCUUCGUGUCCACACCGAGCAGCGCUCUGUGGAGCUUCAUCUGCAGAUCCUCUAACGAGUCCUACAUGGUUCAGACUCACCUUUAAAACCAGGCCUUACAGCCGUCAGCCAUCCAAAUAUGAAUUUAAAAUGUUUUCAGUCAAGUAAAGCACCACUUCACUGCUGCCGGCCGAGUCUGAGGAGCUUCAGAACUUCAUGUCGUCAGACCUUCAGACCUUCAGACCUUCAGGAAGAAGCAGCUUCUAAAACAGCUAGAGUUCCAGUCAGACAGAAACAGGUUUAACUGAAGCAGUGGUUCAGCCACAUGCUAGAAGGAAGUCUGUUUGAAUUCCUCCCUGAUAGAUCCAGUGUUGGUUUGUCUUCACUAACUCAUCAGUACAGCAGUCCAUCAGUGUUUCACGCUGUGUCUGCAGCAACAUAAAGCCUCAGAGCUUUGUUCAGCUUCACACGUCUCAUAUUUCCUCUUUCUCAAUGUUUUUUUUCUUAUUUGAGUCAAAUGACAAAAAGCAGCAAAUCGCUUGACAACACCUGAAACGUCCUUGCCAUGGAAUAAAUGGAAUAAUGAAGAAAACCCCAAACACUGAAACCCUAACCCUCUGGGUCCCUCUUUGGCUUUUCCUUUCAGUUUGUCCUGCAGCUGCAGUUAAACAUCUGUACAGCAGAGUCAGUUAAACUCCCAGACUGCAGAGGACUGUGGGUGAGAACAGCAGGACAGAUGUGCGUUUGGUCCAUCAUAUCUGAACAGACGAGGUGUUCACUGUCGUACUGAUGAGUUAAACUGGAUCUAUGAAGAUGUCUGGUGUUCACGUUGUUCUGUUUGUUUCAUUCACCUGUGAACCACAACUGAUUUUAUGUUUAGAUUCGCCCAAACGCUGUCAGAGAUGUUUAGGUUUUUUUUAAAUUUCGAGGCCGAAACUAAACUCUGAUAGCCUGAAUUAAAACUCAGUAUAAAUGAGAGUUAAAGGUAAAUGUUCAUCAACCUGAUCUCAGGUGAGGAUAAAAACAGAACAGAUUCCUGCAGGAAAAUAAAGCACUGAACAUUACAAAGUAGGGACGUUGAUUAUCAGUUCACUGGUUUUACUGAUUAACAAAUAUAUUAUUUAUUAAGGCAAGAGAAGAAGGUCAUGGUGUCAGUAAAUGUAGAUUGGCUGUAGUUCCUGGUUGCUCCACCAGGUGGAGCCUCUUCCUGUUCAGUCCUGUAGGUGAUCAGAGGAGGCGUCACUCAGACUACAGUUAAAGCAGAGAGUUUGGAGAAAGUCAAAAACCUGAUUUAAAUCCGGUUUCUAUCCCGGUUGAAGUGUUUUUGUGCAGCGCUGCUCUGCUCCCAGUGCUCCAGCAACACUCCCUGGAAGUCUUCUUCUGUAAAAGCAUCCAGCACCAUCAGCUAUGGCUGCAUUUAACUGUUUUUAUGGAUUUCAGAGUCUUUGUCUAUAAAAUCCGAUUGAAAUUUGGCCACUGUCUGCUUCAUGCUAGAGUUUUUGUGCAGCGCUGCUCUGCUCCCAGUGCUCCUGGAACACUCCAGUAUCCAGCACCAUCUACUAGCGUGUGUUUGGCUGUUCUGAGGUGUAUAGGUCAGAAACUGCACCUAUAGACAUCUCAAAUCUGAUGACUUCUGUGGUUGUUAAUUACCUCCAACCAGAGCUGAUGUGAGAAUGUGCUUCCUACAUCACCUUUUAGUCGUAGGAGCUUGAUGAGAAACUAGCCGGCUCCUCUGGACGUUUCUUGAAACAUCUUCCAGAGAAGUCUGGCUGGUGACCAGGACCUGGAUGAGUUCAGCAGCAGUGGUCACCAUGACAAAGACUGGUGUUAGAAUGAAGGACGUCCAGCUAGCUGCUUCUCUGCUUCCAUGUAUCUAAACUGUGUGAAUUUAAACUAAAGACAUCCUGAUACUUUUAGUUUUUUUCCUGUUGCCCUUAUUUCAACCCGAGUUCUUGAAUAUUUACAAGCCGCUGCUGUUUACCUGAUAAUGCACACUAAAGUUCUUUACAGUUACUGAAAUAAUCCCGUGUAUCUGCUUGACAGAAUAUCUGUGCAGCAUUAAAAUAACCUGCAUCCUGCCUCCAAGCUGUUCCUGAUCGUUCUGCAGGUGGAACCUCGUAAAGUUCGGUUUCACUGACAAAUACAGAAUAUUUAGGAUUUUACAGAUUUAAGUUUUCCUGCCAGAGCUCAGAGACGGAGGAGGAGUUCUGGUUUGUUUCUUCCCGUCUCUUUAAACCUUUGAAGCCAUAAACUUUCAUCAGAUGAACUUUGAGCAGGAUGUAGAACUCAUGAGAAGCUCAGAACUCACCUGUCAGGUGUUUUAUCUCCUCCUGCAGGCUGAGAGAGGAACAGCAGCAGGUUUACUCUCUUCAUCAGGCCCUGAAACGGUGAAUUACAAUCAGUAUUAUUAGAAUUAGAGGAAAUGUGAGACGUGAAGGAACUCCACCUGCAGGAAAUGUUCCGUCAUGGAAGUAAAAUGAAACUAAUAUUUCAUCUCCUGAAGCCUCGUUUUUCUCCACAGCGCCACCGAAUGUUGUGGAUGAUUGCAAAAGAGGAAAACGCAGUUUAAUGUCACACCCAAUACAAGUUUCUGUCAAACUACUGAUAGUUUCAAAGCAUUAUUUCACCCAAAUCAUACUUUUUAAAUUCAGUUUGACUUUGUUGCUAAAAGUUGGAUUCUGGGCAAAUUACUGAGCAGUUUUUUGACAAGAAUUUAACCAAAAAAGACUCUUUAUGUCAAAAUGAAAACAGAUUUCCACUAAAUAAUGUCAGUAAAUAUAAACCAUAAACCAGUGAUUCCAUCAGUGUUCUCCUCCUUCCAGUCAGGAUCUAGUAGAUGAACCUUCAGGUCCAUCAUGGAUCCUGUUGGUCUCCAUCAGUCUGAACAUCUGAACUUUCUCCUCCUUCUUUAUAAACUGUUAAACUCUGUCAGGUUCCUCAGGGAUCCUGAUCUACAGAACCUUUCAGGUCCAGACUCUAGUUCUCAGCUGGAUGGAGGUCUGGACUCUGACUCCUCCAGAACCUCCACCUUGUUGUCUUCAAAACAUCUCUGAGGAUCGCCUGGAUGGAAAACUGAUCUUCUCCACAUCUCAGUUCUCUUCAGACUGCAUCAGGUUGUCCUCCAGGAUUUAUUUACCCUCUGCCUUUACCAGCCUUCCAGGGCCUGCUGCUGAGGAACAUCAUGAUGCUGCCACCACCAUGCUUCACAUCAUGGUGGUGGCCUCUCUAAUUGAUCUUUCUAGUAACUCCUUCAGAGGAGUCAUAGAGUCUUGGUGGCCUCCCUCUCUAGUCUCUCAGGUCUUGAGGACGUCCUGCUCUAGUCACAUUUAUUCAUGUUCCAUCUUCCUUCCAUUUCUUCAUGAUGGAUUAACUGGACUCCAGGAGAUCUUCAGGAACUUUAAAUGUUCUUGUAUCGUCCUGACUGAUGCUCUUCAACAAACUAGACCUCCUCCUCCAUCUCAGAGUUUCUUGGUUCUUCAGUCUUCAUGGUGUACUUCUAUCCAGGAGUUCUGAUCCACCAGAGACAUUUUCUGUUUUUUUCACCGUGCUUUACAUCAUGAUGGUGGCCUUCCUCAUUAAUCUCUCUCUAGUGUCUCCUUCAGGAGUCAUCAGCAUCUACAGAUAAGCAGAUCCUGGUUCCGUCCUCUCACUCUGACUGUCCUCUCUUUAAUGCUUGCUGCUCUUUACUGAUCCUCUCCAUUAGGUGGCGCUCUCAUGAAAAACGAUGUAGAUGUGGUCCUAAAAGUGCCGCCUCUUCUGCUGCAGAUUCCUGCUGCUCAGUGAAACACCGCUAGAAAACAAUGAUGUCUGUACAAACCGCCUGCAGGUGGCGCUCAACAUCACAUAAACAGCUGCUGUUCCAGUGUCUGCCUGCUGGAGGCGCCACCUUCCUGUUCCUCUAAAACCUCUGGUGUUCUGUUGGUUUCUGUCUGUUGCCUCUCAGGGGAACAUUUUUCAUUAUAAAAGCUGCAGAUCCACGUAUUUAUCACGCUUUAAGUAUUUAAACCACAUUUUAAUCCGAGUAGCAGAACUACGAAGAAACAAACGUUUGUCAUGAGUCUGGAGGUUCUUUCAAAAAUGUUUCAUCUUCUUUUCUGCUCCUGAUUCUCUCCAGCUGCUCUCAGUUCAACAGACUGAAACAGCCAGAAAUAAAACAGGAGGACUUCCAGCUGAUUCUUCUGACAAUGGUUUGAAACCCCUCUGACUGCACCUGAGUUUACUGAUUAUUACUCAUUUACUGAUAAACUUCAAAUCUUCAGCAGAAAGACUGAAAGCUGUGAAUGUUUUCUGGUUUUGAUUCAGUCGGUCUGUUGAACUGUCAGAGUCUCUGGUUUAGUUUUAAUUCUGUCCAUCUGUUGAGAAGAUUCACAGUGGCAUCAAGCUCCUGACUGGUUGAUCAAUAAGAUGAUUGGUUUGAACGGAUGCGUGAAUCUUUCUCGUUGAUCCUGUUUUCUUCUGUUCUGCAUGUUUCUGCCUGUACAGACAAUAACCACAUUAUUAAACAGAAGCUGAAAGUG